Molecule: messenger RNA, 345 nt
Organism: Entamoeba invadens IP1
Lineage: Eukaryota; Evosea; Mastigamoebida; Endamoebidae
Product: tyrosine kinase, putative
Exons: 1
Biological process (GO): protein phosphorylation
Molecular function (GO): protein kinase activity; ATP binding
Source: RefSeq, a predicted model, not a curated record
AUGGCACCAGAACUGUUGACCCGUGAGAAGUAUAAGAAGCCGGCAGAUAUCUACUCGCUUGGUGUAACGAUGUUUGAGUGCUUUAUGUGGAAGGAGGCGUAUAAAGGAAAGAUCUUUAAGUUUCCUUGGGGAAUAGCAGAGUUCGUGGUGAGCGGAAAACGAUUGAAAAAUGAAGGAAAUAUUCCAGCAAACCUUUUUGAGAUCAUCGAAGAGGCUUGGUUGCAAGACCAGAAAUUGCGGUGUAAAAUUCAAAAUGUAGUCGAGUGGCUACAAGAAGUUUUUGAAGAAGAAAAAAUGAGUCCAGAUAAUAUCAAUGAAAAGUUGUCUGAUGAAACCCAAUUGUAA